This is a messenger RNA of Dufourea novaeangliae, 458 nucleotides long. RefSeq names its product histone H2A-like. Gene Ontology annotation, cellular component: nucleosome. NCBI's taxonomy places the organism in Eukaryota, Metazoa, Arthropoda, Insecta, Hymenoptera, Halictidae. The transcript has a single exon. The record is from RefSeq and is a predicted model, not a curated record. Gene Ontology annotation, molecular function: DNA binding; structural constituent of chromatin; protein heterodimerization activity. The coding region runs from base 49 to 423 and encodes 124 amino acids.
ACACUUCGCCAUUGAACGUUCUCAGUAAACCCGAAACAAACACUUAACAUGUCUGGACGCGGAAAAGGUGGCAAAGUCAAGGGAAAGUCAAAGUCUCGUUCGAACAGGGCUGGUCUUCAAUUUCCCGUUGGUCGUAUCCAUCGGCUCCUGAGGAAAGGAAAUUACGCUGAACGCGUUGGCGCCGGUGCACCAGUCUAUUUGGCCGCUGUGAUGGAGUACCUGGCCGCUGAAGUUCUGGAAUUGGCCGGUAACGCGGCACGUGACAACAAGAAGACCAGAAUUAUCCCACGUCACUUACAAUUGGCCAUCCGUAAUGACGAGGAAUUGAACAAGUUACUUUCCGGAGUAACGAUAGCGCAAGGUGGCGUUCUGCCAAACAUUCAAGCAGUACUUUUACCGAAAAAGACAGAAAAGAAAGCUUAAUCCUGAUUUCCAAACUUUAAACGGCCCUUUUCAGG